Molecule: messenger RNA, 2323 nt
Organism: Ictalurus punctatus (channel catfish)
Lineage: Eukaryota; Metazoa; Chordata; Actinopteri; Siluriformes; Ictaluridae
Gene: slc25a38a
Product: solute carrier family 25 member 38a
Exons: 9
Coding region: 314-1246 (310 amino acids)
Biological process (GO): glycine import into mitochondrion
Cellular component (GO): mitochondrial inner membrane; mitochondrion
Molecular function (GO): glycine transmembrane transporter activity
Source: RefSeq, a predicted model, not a curated record
CAUCUUAAACCGGAAGCAGUUCCUCAUAUAGCUGUAAGUCGCUCUUAUCCUGCACACAGACAGCGUGCUGCUUUCUCUGGACCUGCACAGCUGCAGCUCCUCACUGUGUCCUUCACCAGCUGCACUGCAGGAGAUACAGGAGGUGCAGGAGAUACAGGAGGUGCAGGAGGUGCAGGAGGUACAGGAGGUGCAGGAGAUACAGGAGGUGCAGGAGGUGCAGGAGAUACAGGAGGUGCAGGAGAUACAGGAGGUACAGGGGGUGCAGGAGCGCUCGAGGCCGUCACGGCGUUAACAACAGAACACCUAACCUAAAAUGCUUCAUAUAGGAGGAUCCACAAGCCUGAAUCGGGAGAAACCGAGAGUUCGCUGCUCCUCUGACGUCAUGGAGUUUUCUCUGGUUCAUCCUGUGUUUAAAGCCUUCAUGUGUGGUUCUCUGAGCGGAACCUGCUCCACUCUGCUCUUCCAGCCACUGGAUCUGGUGAAGACCCGUCUACAGACUGUACAGAACAAUGUACAGCCCGGUUCAGGAAGGGUUGGCAUGGUAACCGUCUUUCUCACCGUUGUGAGGACGGAGAAGCUGCUAGGACUUUGGAAGGGAGUCUCACCUUCAUUUGUACGGUGUAUCCCCGGUGUUGGAAUCUACUUCAGCACAUAUUACGGUGUGAAGCAGCGGUUCUUCAGCGACAGAGCGCCGUGUCCCGUGGAGGCCGUGCUGCUGGGUGCCGGAGCCCGGUGUGUAGCGGGAGUCUGCAUGCUGCCGGUCACCGUCAUCAAAACACGCUUCGAGAGCGGGCGUUAUAACUACAGCGGUGUAGUAGGAGCUCUGCGCAGUGUGUGUCGGACAGAGGGGCCGAGAGCACUGUACUCUGGUCUCACAGCCACGCUGCUCCGCGACGCUCCCUUCUCCGGCAUCUACGUCAUGUUCUACAGCCAGGCCAAGAACACACUGCCUCACGAGAUAAGCGAGUCAGCGUAUGCUCCUCUAGCGAACUUCAGCUGCGGCGUCGGAGCCGGCGUGUUUGCGUCUCUGCUCACGCAGCCUGCAGACGUGGUGAAGACGCACAUGCAGGUGAAUCCGCAUCGGUUCAGGAGGAGCGCAGACGCUCUCGCGUACGUCUACACGGAGCACGGCUUGACUGGGUUUUUCCGUGGAGCAGUGCCUCGGUGUCUGCGCAGGACGAUGAUGGCGGCGAUGGCGUGGACCGUGUACGAGCAGCUAAUGGCGCGAAUGGGCCUCAAGUCCUGAGAGAGAGAGAGAGAGAGAACGAGAACGAACGGACGGACGAGCGAGAGGUGGUGACGCGAGAGGUUUUGCUCAGGUCUCAGAGAGAGCGGGAGUUUUGGAGUCGGAGCGAACGUUUCUGCUUCCAAGACGGCGCGUUCGAACGAUCUUUUCCUCCGAAUCCCAGACAUCUACAGUGCACGGUUUACUUUCGGCGCUGUGCCCAAGAGCUCUUUAUCGUACAAAACGGCCGAGAACGAAAAGGAAGAGAAGCGAGAGGAAAUUCAGCCCGUGCUCUGGAGAAGAUGUAAUCAAAAGUGCCCUGAUCUCCAAACACAACCCAGGCGGUGGAAGAUAAGUGUUCUUCCUCUGAUAUCAGGAUGCUAAAGGAGCAGCAAUAAGAUCUCCAUCCUUGCUAAACCUUCUCCGCUGCGUGAACACACGUGCGUAACCGCAUCGUAUGAACAAACCGUCUGGGACUUCAGCUUUGCACAGCUAUAAAACUAGAAACGCAUGAUAGCAUAGGAACAUUCCAGCAGCCACGAGCGGUCCCUCCCCCGGCAGCCACGAGCGGUCCCUCCCCCGGCAGCCACGAGCGGUCCCUCCCCCGGCAGCCACGAGCGGUCCCUCCCCCGGCAGCCACGAGUGGUCCCUCCCCCGGCAGCCUUAAAUGUUAAACGUCACCAGAACACGUGAAGCGUUCCACCGUUCAAGCCUCCGUUCAAGACUACGGAAAAUUCGACUCGACAGCUUCCAGCCAAUUGGCUUCGAGGAUUCAACGAUGCUGCGUUUUUUUAUUUUGUCUUUGCUUCAGAUGUUGAGUAAUAAAUACGAGCACAGCAUCACCGCUCGCGUAUUCAGUGUGAUCUACACUUCGAGCCGAGUGGCGAUGCAAUAUUUCAGUCUCAUCACUGGGGACUAAUAACCCGCGAGACGGCACCGGAAAACGUCUCAGGACCGUGAUCAUGUCUUUCUUUAGUUUGCAUAAUUAUUGCAACAGUGUGUGUAUUUUAUAUAUAUAUUAGUGUGUGUGUGUGUGUGUGUGUGUGUGUGUGUGUGUGUGUGGUUGCUAACUUGCUAAUACAAUGAAAUAAAAUCAAA